Molecule: messenger RNA, 2068 nt
Organism: Esox lucius (northern pike)
Lineage: Eukaryota; Metazoa; Chordata; Actinopteri; Esociformes; Esocidae
Product: fizzy-related protein homolog
Exons: 13
Coding region: 166-1653 (495 amino acids)
Biological process (GO): anaphase-promoting complex-dependent catabolic process; positive regulation of anaphase-promoting complex-dependent catabolic process; positive regulation of ubiquitin protein ligase activity
Cellular component (GO): anaphase-promoting complex
Molecular function (GO): protein binding; anaphase-promoting complex binding; ubiquitin ligase activator activity
Source: RefSeq, a predicted model, not a curated record
UCCCAGGUUCCUUUGCGAAUCCCAAUCGAGCGUUUGUUGGUCAAAACAUUUGUCUUCGUCUGGGCUGGAGAAGAAAGGAAAUCUGUUUUUGACAGAAAUAACGUUGUCACCAAACAAUCAGUAUCCGUCUCGGUGCAUAACCGAGAUAUUUUGACGCUGCAGGCUAUGGACCAGGACUAUGAAUGUCGGCUGCUCAGGCAGAUCAACAUCCAGAAUGAGAAUGCCAGCCCUAUAAAGGCCAUAGAUGCAGUUCGAGCCCUGACACCCACCAACUCCCCCCUGUCUUCUCCAAGUAAACAUGGCGACCGCUUCAUCCCCUCUCGCGCCGGUGCCAACUGGAGUGUCAACUUCCACCGCAUCAAUGAGAACGAGAAGUCCCACAAUCAGAACAGGAAGACAAAGGAUGGUACCACAGACACCAGCAAAGCGGACGGCCUGGCAUACUCUGCCCUGCUGAAGAAUGAGCUGCUCGGGGCGGGAAUAGAAAAGGUUCAGGACCCCCAGUCAGAGGAUCGCCGUCUACAGCCCUCCACCCCAGCCAAAAGGAGCCUCUUUACGUAUUCCGUCAGUGCCAAGCGGUCUCUCCCUGAGGAUGGCAACACGGUCUCUCCAUACUCCCUGUCUCCCGUUAGCAGCAACAGUCAAAAGCUCUUACGGUCGCCCAGGAAACCCACGCGGAAGAUCUCCAAGAUCCCCUUCAAGGUGCUUGACGCUCCCGAGCUGCAGGACGACUUCUACCUCAACCUGGUGGACUGGUCCUCCCUCAACGUCCUCAGUGUGGGCCUGGGAACCUGCGUCUACUUGUGGAGUGCCUGCACCAGCCAGGUGACGCGUCUGUGUGACCUGUCAGUGGAGGGGGACUCCGUCACGUCAGUGGGCUGGUCAGAAAGGGGUAACCUAGUAGCAGUGGGGACUCAUAAGGGCUAUGUACAGAUCUGGGAUGCUGCGGCAGGGAAGAAGCUGUCUGUCCUGGAGGGCCACACAGCCAGAGUGGGCGCGUUGGCGUGGAAUGCGGACCAGCUGUCGUCGGGCAGUCGUGAUAGGGUCAUCUUGCAGAGGGACAUCCGGGCCCCUCCCCUCCAGUCAGAACGGCGUCUCCAGGGACACCGGCAGGAAGUCUGUGGCCUCAAGUGGAGCACAGACCACCAGCUGCUGGCCUCGGGGGGAAACGACAACAAGCUGCUUGUUUGGAACCAUUCCAGCGUCCUCCCGGUCCAGCAGUACACGGAACACCUGGCGGCAGUGAAGGCCAUUGCCUGGUCCCCUCAUCAGCACGGCCUGCUGGCGUCCGGAGGGGGGACGGCCGACCGCUGCAUCCGCUUCUGGAACACCCUGACGGGCCAGCCCCUGCAGUGCACCGACACGGGCUCCCAGGUCUGCAACCUGGCCUGGUCCAAACACACCAACGAGCUGGUGAGUACGCACGGUUACUCCCAGAACCAGAUCUUGGUGUGGAAGUACCCUUCGCUCACUCAGGUGGCCAAACUCACAGGCCACUCCUACAGGGUGCUGUACCUGGCCAUGUCUCCUGACGGAGAGGCCAUCGUCACAGGGGCCGGAGACGAGACACUGCGCUUCUGGAAUGUCUUCAGCAAGAUGAGGUCCACCAAGGAGUCUGUAUCCGUUUUGAACCUUUUCACCAGAAUCCGGUAGCCAGAGGGAUUCUGCUGUUCACCUUGGGAAUGGUGCGGGUAAUCAGCCUGGGGCCAGUACUGUACUGAAAACAAUAUGGAUUGGAAUCCAUUCUUAAAAACAACUCCCGUACCUCUGGGUUAGGGGUCCUUUUAAAUACCCUUAGUCAGGUUGUCAUGCAGAUAGGUGGGAGUCGUUUUUUAGACUGGAUUAAGUCCACUGCCUCACACCGGCCAAAACCACCAUUCUGACAGCGCAAGGCCAUGCCCCAUACAGUACCAUUGGUGCUUUCACAGGAAGACGAGGAAGAGGAUUAUUCUGGGACUUCCCUUUUCCCCCAGUGACUGUUUUGUUUACAGACUUACUAUGUGCAUACCUGCCAAAUACAAAGUUUGUCCUUUUUUUGAAUGUUUUAUUUAUUGGUAUCCUUAUCUUU